ACAGUCAGGUCACCGGGAGCAAGAUGACAACAUACACAGAUAAAGGUGAAAAGCAUGAGCAGGGCAGGUUCCUCUGCUUUGAUCAUCUGACCUUCUGGGUUGGAAAUGCAAAACAGGCUGCAUCAUAUUACUGCAACAAGCUGGGAUUUGAACCUUUUGCUUACCAGGGUUUGGAGACAGGCAGCCGUGAAGUGGUGUCCCAUGCAGUCAAACAAAACAAGAUCGUUUAUGUGUUUUCAUCUGCCCUCAAUCCUGGAAACAAAGAGAUGGGAGAUCAUUUAGUCAAACAUGGGGAUGGAGUGAAGGAUGUUGCCUUUACAGUGCAGGACUGUGACUUCCUUGUGGAGAAAGCUAGAGAGCGAGGCGCAGUUAUUGUAAAGGAGCCCUGCACCCUGGAGGACAAGUGUGGUAAAGUCAGGAUGGCCGUGCUUCAAACGUAUGGUGACACCACACACACGUUUGUGGAGAGGACCGGAUACAGUGGGUUGUUUCUGCCAGGCUUCCAACCCCCUCUGUUCAAGGACCCUUUAUUAGCCAAACUACCAAGUGGAAAACUGAACUUCAUUGAUCACGUUGUGGGAAACCAACCAGAUGCUGAGAUGGUCCCAGUGGUGGACUGGUAUCAAAGAAACCUUCUCUUUCACCGCUUCUGGUCAGUGGAUGACAAGCAGCUUCAGACAGAGUUCAGUGCCCUGCGCUCCAUUGUUGUGGCAAACUACGAGGAGACCGUGAAGAUGCCUAUCAACGAGCCUGCAAUGGGGAAGAGAAAGUCUCAAAUCCAGGAGUAUGUGGAGUACUAUGGGGGCCCAGGAGUGCAGCAUGUAGCCAUGAACACAUCAGAUAUCAUCACUGCAAUUCGCAACCUAAAGGAGCGUGGGAUGGAGUUCAUGUCUGUGCCAGACGCCUACUUCAAACAGCUGAGGGAGAACUUGAAGACCUCAAAGGUCAAAAUCUCAGAGGACCUGGAUGUUCUGCAGGAGCUGAAGAUCUUGGUGGACUACGACGACAAUGGCUAUUUACUUCAGAUCUUCACCAAGCCAGUUCAGGAUCGCCCCACUGUGUUCUUGGAAGUCAUUCAGAGAAAUAACCACCAGGGCUUCGGUGCAGGAAACUUCAAGUCUCUUUUUGAAGCCAUCGAAGCAGAACAACACGCUAGAGGAAACCUGACUAUCCUGACACCAAAUGGAGUUUCAAAGAACAUGUGAUCCAAGUGUUAUACUUGCUUUACAGUUAUGAAAAGUCAGUGUUAUUAUCAAUUAACUAUGAAAAGACACUUUCUGUUGAGGGUCCCGUUUAUCCUUUAAGUUGUAUACUAAUAAUGUGCAUCAAUGCUCUAAUAUUGUGAGAUAUACAAUAAAAUUGCACAAAUCAUGUUUAUUAAACUUGUUCUUCUUUGA
This is a messenger RNA of Sebastes umbrosus (honeycomb rockfish), 1397 nucleotides long. RefSeq names its product 4-hydroxyphenylpyruvate dioxygenase b (gene hpdb). The transcript is spliced from 14 exons. NCBI's taxonomy places the organism in Eukaryota, Metazoa, Chordata, Actinopteri, Perciformes, Sebastidae. Gene Ontology annotation, molecular function: 4-hydroxyphenylpyruvate dioxygenase activity. Gene Ontology annotation, cellular component: Golgi membrane; endoplasmic reticulum membrane. The coding region runs from base 24 to 1205 and encodes 393 amino acids. Gene Ontology annotation, biological process: L-tyrosine catabolic process. The record is from RefSeq and is a predicted model, not a curated record.